AUGUCAAAAACUAAUCAAGAACUCUUUGAAAAAGCAAUUUAAAUAAUAAAUAAAGACAUAGAUAUUUAUGAUAAAUUAAACACAACUCAAUUUGAUAAAGGAUUGGAUCUUUUUGAAAUUUAUUCAGAAUGCUAUGAUAUAAAUGUUUUAACUAAUAAUAAUAUCUAAAGAACAUUAACAUAUACUAAUUAAGAAUCCAAAAAUAUUAAGGAAAAUGAAAAAGAGUCUUAAAAAAAUGAUGCUUUAAUUUAGUUAUAAAUUUUUGUCAAAUAAAUAUAAAACUAGUAAUCAAGAGAUACAAAAUAUUAAAAAAUUAUAGCUAUUACAAAUGAACUUAUUUGUUUUUUAGAAUAAAAUAGUGAUUUUUACAAAAAAUUCCAAAUUUAAAGUGAUCAAUUAAUUUACUUAAGAAUAUUUGGUUAAGAUCCUAUUUAAUCUCUAAUAUUAAAAUCAGGAUUAAAUUUAGUAUUGAUAUUUUUAAUAUUUUAGCUUAAUGAAUGGUUAGUGGCAAUGCUAUAUAAAUUUAAAAUACAUAAAAAUAUUGAAUUUGAAACUAAAACUUAAGCAAGAUUAUUAUAUUAAUCAAAUGUAUUAUUAGAAUUUAUUUUGUAUAAAAAAGAUUCAAUUGUAAAAAAUAAAAAGGAGUGUUAUUAAAAAAUAAAGGAGACUUUAUUAGCAGAAUAAUUAAUCAUGACAGAGAUCUUAUCAGAAGGAUUUGCUUUAUCAAAAUUAACAGAAUAUUUAGUUGGAUAAUUGUAAGGAGGAUUUUGUGGAAUUGAAGAAUGGGUAAAGAGGGUGAUAUAGAUAUCAAAUUUGAGAUUGAAUGGAUAAUUGAAUACAUAUGAUAAGAAAUGA
Paramecium pentaurelia is the source of this 855-nucleotide messenger RNA. Lineage: Eukaryota; Ciliophora; Oligohymenophorea; Peniculida; Parameciidae. The record is from the annotation of a GenBank genome assembly.